AACCCGGAAUAACAACAGUCGCUCCGACUUCUGAUCCCAGUCUCUGAGGAAACUUCGAGAGAACACAGCAGCGGGUAGAGCUCUACUGUAGGACGUGUUUCAGAACAGGCAGUGAUGAAGUCGGCUCUGCUUCACGUUUCAGUGCCCUUCGUGCUCUGUGUCGCGCUGGCGAACACCAGUCUGUUCGACGGAGUUGAGGUGGACUUGUCUUACGACCACUAUGCGGAGCAAAGGGUCGACUAUCUGCCCGGGUUCCUGGCGAUGCCCUGUAACUGCCUGGUGAACAUGGCGUACAUCUUCAUGGGGCUGUACUGGCUGCUGUGGCGCGGAGGCGUCGGUGAAACGCGGGAGAGCCGGUACAUGAGAGAGGUGUUCGUCUUCAUGGCUGUCCUCUAUGCGCCUGUGCAGUGGACGCGCUUGGCGGUGCUGCGUCGCGCUCCCGCCGUGCUCGACCAGUGGUUCACGUUACCGAUCUUCGCGUGGGUUCCGGCGUGGAUCAGCUUCAUAGAGCGCGGGCCGGCGAAGUGGCGCGCGUCUGACGCGAUGGCGCUCGAGCUGCUGUCUCUCCUCAGCUACGGCUUGGCGCUGGCGCACGAGCGGGGCUUUGAGGGGGCGCUGGGCUGUCACGUUGCCCUCGCGGUGUACAAGGGAGUGCGCGUGCAGCGGGAGCACGGGGAUGGCCGCACGCGGGCAUACCUGCUGCUGGCGGUGCUGUCGUGUGCAGGGUUCGUGCUGCUGAAGCUGCUGGACCACUGGCUCGCUCGGUACCGGCUCUUCCAGCGGCUCACCGGACACUUCUGGUCCAAAGUGUGCGACGUGUUACAGUUCCACUUCAGCUUCUGCUUCCUGACCUCGCUGACCCAGAAGACACAGGGGACACAGGGGAAGACAGCAGCACAGCGGGACUGACAGAACAGCAAGUGAGGGAAAGUCAUGAGACACUUUAAUUAAACUGUGAUUCCUCUGUGGAGUAUAUUAAAGCAGCACCAGCUAAACAUUCUCCAUGUAUACACAUUAACACCCUUGUCCAAAUAUUAGGGCAGUGGGUCCCAACCCCCACUAGGGGUCACCAAAGCUUCAUAGGGGGUCACAAGGCCUUCUUGAUUUUAAGGGGUGAAAGAAGACUGAGAACACACACUGGGGCUGUAGCUCUGCAUUUCAUUCAAUUCUGUAUGGAAAAUUGAAAUAAAUUAUUUAUUAUUUAAGAUUUAAGCCCAAAGAGCUAAUAGAACAGUAGCCAAUUGAAUUUGUCCACAAAAAAAGCCUAUUAAUUAUGAGAGAUUGUUUAAAAUCAUCAGGAUAACUCAUCCUUAAUGCGAUAUUCACAAGAAAGAAUCUGUUCAAAAUGUGCUUGUUUUACAUAAACUCCAUUAACUGAAAACCUAUUGCCCUAUAUUAGGGUUUUCAUACUGGGGUCCACUGACCAACAUGAGUCCUUGAGUGGGUUGAAGGGGGUCCCCAUCAAAAGGAGAAAUAGAAUUAAAUAGAAAUAUAUAAAUAUAUUUCUAUAUAUUUUUUUAAUCAAUUUUUUUGAAAGUUGCAACAAUGAAAGAAAUAGGCUUGAUUGAUUGUAAUUUAUAAUGAUCCAGUUUGAUUCUUGAUUCACCAUGAAGACUUAAGUAUCUUAACACAUAAAAAUAAGACAAAUGAGUCAGAAGGGACGCCUUAAGACAAAAUCCUCUGAAGUUGGAGCCCCAUGGUCGAAUGUGCAUCUAUUGUGUAGGUCCUUGACAUGACCUAAUAGGCUUAAUGGCUGUAAGAAGAAACAAAGAUUCAUUCCAUUCUUAAUGGCUGUAAGAAGAAACAAAGAUUCAUUCCAAUGUUGGACAUGGACAUAUGAAAACAAAAAACACUACAGGUUAAAAUCACUGAAAUAUUCCAGAGGCCCUGCAGCCCCAAAUCAUGAUUACAACACAGACCACUGAGUAUCUGCUGCAGUACAAACCUUAAUGGGAGUUAUCUGUAAUAAAAGGUUUUUACACUUCUUUUUAAAAUAAACUGAUAGAUUCAGAACAGGGGUCUUAAACUCAGAUUGUCUUGGGGCCAUGGCUGGUAUUGUCAUCUCAUAGGAGAGUAUGUGACAUUGUGUAGCAAGCUAUUCCAAGUCCCACCCCCACCUAUUGACUAGAUUUAGAUCCAGAAGAACUUGGACUCGGUUAGUUAGUAAGUGUCUGAGUGUACUCAACAAUUAGCCAAAUCAACCCAUCCUAAUAACUGAAAUAAAAAAUGUUUUAUAAUCAGUGAUUAUGUAAUUUUGUACAAUCUGUAGGCUUGUGGUUGCUUGAUGAUGGUAAUGUUACUAGACCAAUGUCUCAUCUGCUGCAUCUGUUCUGAGUUUGUGGUUGAAUUUGUGUCUGAAACUGUAUAGAUGAGUGCCUGACCAUAAAAAGUGACAUUUACAUUUAAA
Dicentrarchus labrax (European seabass) is the source of this 2407-nucleotide messenger RNA. RefSeq names its product transmembrane protein 187 (gene tmem187). The transcript has a single exon. The record is from RefSeq and is a predicted model, not a curated record. Gene Ontology annotation, cellular component: transport vesicle. Lineage: Eukaryota; Metazoa; Chordata; Actinopteri; Moronidae. Bases 115 to 909 code for a protein of 264 amino acids.